Molecule: messenger RNA, 1308 nt
Organism: Rhodotorula toruloides NP11
Lineage: Eukaryota; Fungi; Basidiomycota; Microbotryomycetes; Sporidiobolales; Sporidiobolaceae
Product: phosphoribosyl-ATP pyrophosphohydrolase / phosphoribosyl-AMP cyclohydrolase
Exons: 1
Coding region: 1-1308 (435 amino acids)
Biological process (GO): L-histidine biosynthetic process
Molecular function (GO): phosphoribosyl-AMP cyclohydrolase activity; phosphoribosyl-ATP diphosphatase activity
Source: RefSeq, a predicted model, not a curated record
AUGUCGUUCAGCCAGAUCCCUUUCCUGCCGCUGAUCGAGCAGGAGCCGUCCCAGCUCGACUCGAAGCUCCUCCCCGCCCUCGCCCGCAUCGUCCCGCUCCUCCUCCCCGCCUCUCUCGCUGCCUCGACUCUUCCUCAUCUCCCUUCAAACGCCGAAUACUACAUCCUCGAUGACGUGCGACUGAGCUUGGAGGACGCCAUCGGCUACCUGGACAAGGGCGCACGUCGGGUCGUCUCGAAGAACACCGCACUCCUCACCGCCGUCCCCGCCGACCGCCUCAUCUUUCACCUCGAGAAGCCCGAUGCCGCCUUCCUCGGCAACACCGAUCUACUCGCAAAUAUUUCGGGCGUCUUGCUGGAGACGGCGACGUUCGUCGAGGAGGACCUCAAGCCCGUGCGGGUAGCGAUCAAGAAGAAGGCAUCGGGACGACCUCUCGACCUCUUCGUCCUCUCGGCGGUACGGACAGCGGAGAAGGUGCUCGCGCAGCCUGCAGCGUUCAAGCUCAUGUCCAAGACUGUCGGCGGAACUUCGGUCAUCCCCUCGUCCUUCCUCUCCACCGACCUUGGCAACCUCAUUGCUCCCCAUCCCGACGACGGCAAGCUCAGCCUCGCCACCCUCUUCACCUCUGCUCUCCGUUCCGACCGCCAAGACGGCCUCUUCGUCACCGUACCUAUCUCCCUCACAUCCGUCACCACCCCUCUCGGCCUCGUCUACUCCUCGCACGAAUCCGUCGCCCACUCCAUCCUCUCUGGCAACGCCGUUUACUACUCUCGGUCUCGCAACGGCUUAUGGCGGAAAGGCGAGACAUCCGGCGCGAUGCAGGUCGUCGAGCGCAUCCGCAUCGACUGCGACUUUGACGCGCUCGAGUUUGGCGUGAUCGAGUCGGGCCCGAACGGCGAGAAGGAAGGGUUCUGCCACGUCCCGGAGCAGACGUCCUGCUUCGGCGGUAUCGCAGGAUUGGCGGAACUCGAGUCGACGCUCAAGAAGCGAAUGGCGGAGGCGCCGGCGGGCUCGUACACCAAGCGACUGUUCGACGAGCCGAAGCUCCUGCGGGCCAAGAUCAUGGAGGAGGCGGGCGAGGUGUGCGACGCCGAGACGAGGGAAGAAUUAGCAGGAGAAGUCGCGGACUUGCUGUACUUCACCCUGACGCGGGCGGUUAGCAUGGGCGUCAGCUUGAAGGAUGUGCAGCAGGUGUUGGAGAAGCGGAGCCUGAAGGUGACGAGGCGGAAGGGCGACGCAAAGCCGGAAUGGGUGCAGAAACUCGGGCUGAGUAGCGAUCAAGCGGUCGGCGUGGACGGCGAGAAAUAG